AAGACGUACUAUUGUUUUUAACGACUGAAAUCUGAUUAUGGAGGCGGCGAAGAAAACUGACUUUUUCAUGAAAAACAUUGCAAGUUUGACAGUGUCAUGUUUAUAUUCGCAAUUGGAUUUAAAUUUACUUUCAACAGAGUUAACCUGUGAUGACUUUGAAGUUCGGUGCAAUGUUGAAGACCAUAGUUCGUUGUCGUCUGACGGGGAAUCCUCACUGGGACUGGAACAUGUACGGUAUUACGGCCUCAAUGACCAACUCGAACAGUUGAGAACAGAUGCAUAUUCAGAUUUUCAAGCUAAUGGAACCGAAGUAGAACUGGACGAACUAGAUAUUUAUCAAGCCUACCUCCGUGGUCAGAAUUUCAAAAACAUUAUCCCCGUGACCAUAGACGAACGAAACGACAAGGUCCUUGAAUAUUUGCUUCAAAAAGAACGAAAGAAGGCGAAACGGUCGAAGUCCGUAAAGGGAGGGAAAAAAGUUUGUGUCUUUUGCAAGAAUAAUGGAGAGCAAGCUUCCGUGUUUUCCAGUCACAUUCUUAAAGAUGACGAAGGACGAGUUUCUUGUCCAAUUUUAAGGAAGUAUACCUGCCCGCUGUGCGGUACCUCGGGUGACACUGCCCAUACUAUUAAGUAUUGUCCUUUAAACAACGGCGAUUUUACAAGUACAGCAUUGUUGAAAACGACGCGCUUGGCGACGGGCAAGAAAAGGAAAUGUUGACAUUAAAAGAGAACCUAAAGCCUGACCAGAACAUAAUGUGCUACUGACUUUUUAACAAUGUUUUGUCUUUGUGAGACUUUUUAAUUUUUGAGUUUGAAAGAACGUUGUUUAUGAUCGACGACGGUGAUUAGAAAGAGUGAUGUUUCAAAGAAAUGUGCCAUUUUGACUUGCAAUACAAUAUGAACUUGGGUUAACUUAAAAUUAAGCAUAGGUUACUUCAGAAGAAAUGUUUUGCUUGCAGAAGUGUGCUAUAUUUUUUCUUCUCUUUUUCUUGCUUUGCUUUUGUUUUUUCAUUUUUUAAAAUCCAAUUUACACUAUUUUAAUAUUUACUUGUGGUUGCACGCGUGUUUGGUAUGUAUUUGUAAAUAUAUACUUAAAAGUUAAUGCAUGAUUUGCAUAAAUUUAAUUAUUUAUUGUGCUGGAUUUAGCAUAGAAUUGUUAAUUUCAUUUUUAGUCCAAAAGACCCAUUUUAUAGUAUUACAAAUUUUACAUCCGUGAUUCAAAGUAAAAUGUAAUUUUCAUGAUAUCUGGGAUAUGUAUAAUGGUGUAAAUAACGUGAUUUUUUUGUGUGAAAUCAAUACAUUUCAAUUUAUUCAA
Messenger RNA from Gigantopelta aegis, 1315 nucleotides. Its product is annotated as nanos homolog 2-like. Bases 38 to 718 code for a protein of 226 amino acids. Lineage: Eukaryota; Metazoa; Mollusca; Gastropoda; Neomphalida; Peltospiridae. Gene Ontology annotation, biological process: negative regulation of translation; oogenesis. Gene Ontology annotation, cellular component: perinuclear region of cytoplasm. The record is from RefSeq and is a predicted model, not a curated record. The transcript has a single exon. Gene Ontology annotation, molecular function: mRNA binding; zinc ion binding.